AUGUACAAGGGAUUGUCAACUGGUGCCAGAUUCUACAGCAGCACUGCCAACUUCUUCACCACCGCCAAGGGUAAGGCCCCAGUGCGUGUUGCCAUCACCGGUGCCUCUGGUCAGAUCGGCUACCAACUGUGCUUCAGAAUUGCCAGUGGUGAGAUGCUCGGUAAGGAUCAGCCGGUCAUCCUCCAGUUGCUCGAGCUGCCCCAGGCCAUGAACGCCUUGAAGGGUGUCUCCAUGGAGCUCGACGAUUGUGCCUUCCCAUUGUUGAAGGGAAUCGUCCAGACUGAGGACCCAAACAAGGCCUUUGCCGGUGCUGACUACGCUCUGCUCGUCGGUGCUCGUCCCCGUUCCAAGGGAAUGGAGCGUGGCCAGUUGCUCGAGGCCAACGCCCAGAUCUUCUCUGUCCAAGGAAAGGCCAUCAACAACAACGCCAACCGUGACAGCAUCCGUGUCUUGGUCGUCGGUAACCCAGCCAACACCAACGCCCUGAUUGCCGCCCGCAACGCCCCAGACGUCGACCCAAAGCGCUUCACCGCCAUGACCCGUCUGGACCACAACCGUGGCCUCGCUCAGCUCGCCGAGAAGUCCGGAUACGGUGUCACCGACAUUGAGAAGUUCUGCAUCUGGGGCAACCACUCUGCCACCCAGUACCCAGACAUCACCAACACCAUCAUCAACAGCAACCCAAUGUCCAAGUACAUCAACGACAACGUCUGGAUCAAGGACAACUUCAUCCCAACCGUCCAGCAGCGUGGUGCCGCCAUCAUUGCCGCCCGUGGCCUCUCGUCCGCCGCCUCUGCCGCCUCUGCCGCCAUCGACCACAUGCGCGACUGGACCCACGGCACCAACGGUCAGUGGACCUCCAUGGCCGUCUUCUCUGACGGUUCCUACGGCGCCGACAAGGGACUCUACUUCUCGUUCCCAGUCAUCUGCAAGGGUGGCAACUACGAGAUUGUCCAGGGUCUCAAGUUGGACACCUUCUCCCAAGAGAGAUUCGACAUCACCCGCAAGGAGUUGAUCUCUGAGCGUGAUGCCAUUGCCAGCCUUCUCCCAUAA
This is a messenger RNA of Acytostelium subglobosum LB1, 1053 nucleotides long. RefSeq lists its product as hypothetical. The record is from RefSeq and is a predicted model, not a curated record. The coding region runs from base 1 to 1053 and encodes 350 amino acids. The transcript has 2 exons. Lineage: Eukaryota; Evosea; Eumycetozoa; Acytosteliales; Acytosteliaceae. Gene Ontology annotation, biological process: oxaloacetate metabolic process; malate metabolic process; tricarboxylic acid cycle. Gene Ontology annotation, molecular function: L-malate dehydrogenase (NAD+) activity.